CCGGAGUCUGUGUGGCACAGCUCACCCUGCCUCGUCGCAAUGCCACAGAUUUCCAACAAUGACCAAUGCAAUCGAAAUAUCCGACGAUGACCGCACAGCGUCAUCAGUGGAUGACAAUACGUCCUUGAAACCAACGACACUCGGGAAACGGAAACCGAGAUGCGACUUUGAAGAAAAGGUCGCCUGGACCGACGAUGAGUCCGAUCGCGACGAGUAUUCGAAGCGCCAACGAACGACAAAGCGCAGGAAUUAUACCAAGGGGAAAGGGAAAGGGGCAGUUGGGAAGGGUGCCGCCCGCGGGACAACGCUCGCGAAGAAGACCGCCGCCGAUGCAUUCACCACGCAGGGCCAGUAUGCCGACGCCUGCGUGCCAGAAUACCUGCUGCAGCGAAAGAAAAACUUCGACAGGGACAGAGAGCUGCUGAAGGAUGCGGGGCUCAAGCUGCCCCCGGAUUAUUCCGACAUCUACUUCUCGGACGACGAGCUUCUAUCGGCCCUCGAGGAGCGCCCCAAGUUCGACGACAGCAGCGGCGUCAAGCCGUGUCGGCCCUACCAGGACAUUGAGCUCGAGUAUUCGGCAGGCAUAAUCCCGGCCGCGAUUGCACAGUAUCUCCGCGACUACCAGAUUGCCGGCGUCAAGUUCCUGCACCAGCGGUUCGUUUAUCAGAAGGGCUGCAUCCUGGGCGACGACAUGGGUCUGGGGAAGACGAUACAGGUCAUUGCGUUUCUUACGGCCGCCUUCGGGAAAACGGCCGACGAGCGAGACGCGAAGCGGAUGAGGAAAAUGCGACGGGCGGGCGACCACUGGUACCCUCGGGUACUGAUCGUCUGCCCCGGCUCGCUGCUCCAGAACUGGCGGAACGAGCUGGAUCGCUGGGGUUGGUGGCACGUUGACACAUACCACGGCGCCGGGAAGGAAGACGUUCUGCAAGCGGCCAGGGCCGGGAGGCUAGAGAUCAUGAUUACGACCUACGGCACCUACAAGAGGAUGCGCGAGGCAGUCAAUGAGGUCGAGUGGGACUGCGUCGUCGCCGACGAGUGCCAUGUUCUCAAAGAUCGCAAGUCCGAGACCACCCAGGCCAUGGAUGAGGUAAACGCCCUCUGCAGGAUUGGCUUGACCGGCACGGCCAUACAGAACAAGUACGAGGAGCUCUGGACGCUCCUGAACUGGACAAACCCCGGCCACUUCGGGACGCUUGCCGAAUGGACACAGACCAUCACGAAGCCUCUAACCGUCGGCCAGUCGCAUGACGCUACGCUCAAGCAGCUCAGCAUUGCCAGGACGACGGCCAAGAAGCUGGUUCAGAACCUGCUCCCUGACUUCUUCCUGCGGCGCAUGAAGACGCUCAUCGCGCACCAGCUCCCCAAGAAGAGCGACAGGGUCGUCUUUUGCCCCCUAACAGAUAUCCAGCGAGAGGCCUACCAAAAUUUCUUGGAAGGGGACCAAGUCGUCACCAUCAUCACCGCGUCCGAGCCCUGUGACUGCGGUUCGGGGCACAAGAGAGGCUGGUGCUGCUACCAGUCACUGCCCGAUGGGAGGCUGUGGAAGAGCCUGGUAUUUCCGACCAUCAUGACUCUCCAGAAGAUCUCGAACCACCUGACACUCCUGAUUCCCUCUGCCACCGACCCCAGCGACAAGCAGAGCUCCGAGCUUAACGCGCUCCAGACCUGCGUGCCGGAGGACUGGGAAGAGCUAUACCGGAACCGAGAUUCGAUGCUCAAUCUGGCGAACCCCGAGUUUUGCGGGAAGUGGAAGAUCCUGAAGAAGCUGCUGCGCUUCUGGCACGAGAAUGGAGACAAGGUUCUCGUCUUCUCGCACAGUGUGCGACUCCUGCGCAUCCUACAGCACCUGUUCCACAAUACGAGCUACAAUGUUAGCUUUCUAGAUGGGUCUCUGAGCUAUGAAGAUCGGCAGAAGGUAGUCGACGACUUCAACUCCGAUGCCUCCCAGUUUGUGUUCCUCAUCUCGACUAAGGCCGGAGGAGUCGGCCUCAACAUCACCUCGGCCAACAAGGUGGUCAUCUUCGAUCCACACUGGAACCCGUCGUACGACCUGCAGGCUCAAGAUCGAGCAUACAGAAUCGGUCAAGUGCGUGAUGUCGAUGUGUUCCGCCUCGUGUCAGCAGGAACCAUCGAGGAGAUUGUCUAUGCUCGCCAGAUCUACAAACAGCAGCAAGCCAAUAUCGGCUACAACGCGUCCAACGAGCGACGCUAUUUCAAGGGCGUGCAGCGGGACAAGCACCGAAAAGGGGAGAUCUUCGGGCUGCAAAACCUCCUCAGUUUCCACGACGAUCAGGUCGUCCUGCGGGAAAUUGUCAAUAAGACCAACGUCGCUGAGGCCAAAGCCGGCGUCUACCUCAGCGACAUCGACAUCGACCGAAUAGCCAAGGACGAAGACGACGAGCUGAACUAUAUCAAGCAGGAAGACGACGACGAGGAAGGCGGCAUCAGCCAGCUGGCCAAACUCCUGACCACCGAAAACCAGGAAGAGCUGAUCAAGGCCAAAAUGGCCACCAAGCCGAAAAGCGACGCCAUCGCGGCCAUCCUCGCCUCCGCCGGCGUGGAAUACACCCAUGAAAACUCCGAGGUGAUUGGCACCAGCCGCGUCGAGGCGCAGCUCUCGCGCCGCGCCGAGCUGGCCGUGAUGCCAGAUAGCCAAGACCCGGAGGGCAACAGCGCGCUGUUCGCCGACAGCCAGGCUAACCACGUGGCUCCGGCGGGUAGCGGCGGCGGCGCUGACAACAACACUAACAAGGCCUGGGGGAAGAACAACCCGUGGAGGAUGCACUACGUGUUCAAUCCGCCCGACGACGUCAUGCGGCGCCAGUUCUGCUCCAUGGCGAGGGAGUUUGGUUUCUCUAAUGCGACCGAAUUCGCGCUUGUCGUCGAGAGCUGGACGCAGGAGCAGCGCAGGAACUGCUUAGAUAUGUUUUACAGGGUCAGAGAGGUCAAGGUGUUGGAGAGGGAGGUGGCUGCGUUGAAAAAGGAGGAGCCGGAUCCUACUGAUACUGCGGCUAAGGCGGCGGAGAUGGUCAAGACUGAGUCGGUUGCUACUAGUAGUACUACGACUACUAAGACGGAAAGUGAGGGGGCUGUGGUCAAGGAGGAGAAGAUGGCAUCGCCGUCUCCGACCCGGGUCAAAGUUGAGAAGGUAGAGGUUAAGAGGGUGCCGACGAUAUCCUUGUUUGACGAUGACGAGGAUGAUGAGCUUUGAUUGUAGCUUGCAUUGGCUUUUUACACUGGCGUUGGAGGAUGGAUGAUACCCCGAGCGUUUUCGAUUUCAAGAUUCUAACUUCCCGGUUCUCAAACAUAGAUGCUAGUGCGUUUAGGUCUUGACUACCUACCGAUAUAAUAUGGCCAACGGGAUCCUUUUUGCCCGUUGGACUUUUCCCUUGUCACAGGACAUUCCCACAGGAAUCAGUCUUUCGAUCAGAGGGCCUACUGCCUGCUCACAGGCAUCAUGAAGGUACUCAGGGCACUACUCUAGUAUCAUCAUGUUACCAUUGACAUUACAGAGUUUCGGACACGGGGAUCGAUCCAUGAAGUACGUA
Messenger RNA from Chaetomium strumarium, 3551 nucleotides. RefSeq names its product P-loop containing nucleoside triphosphate hydrolase protein. Gene Ontology annotation, molecular function: ATP binding; ATP-dependent chromatin remodeler activity. The transcript has a single exon. NCBI's taxonomy places the organism in Eukaryota, Fungi, Ascomycota, Sordariomycetes, Sordariales, Chaetomiaceae. The coding region runs from base 59 to 3214 and encodes 1051 amino acids. The record is from RefSeq and is a predicted model, not a curated record.